CAAAAUUGGGAGAAGAGCAAACAAGGACCUCUAUAAAAAAUAGGGGUCUGGUUCCAUAGAGGAGUGAGUAUCCCCUAUCCACUGGCCAUAACCGCCAUGUAUUUAAUCAUUUGCAUUGCAAUCAAUUCAUAUAAUGCUCACAAAUGAAAUUUUAUUUUCUACAGAAAAAGGAAAUAUAUUUAUAAACUAAAACAUGGGACGUCGAAAAAGAAGACGAUCGUUAGAUCGUAGACCAUUUGAACCAAAACGACGGCGAGUGAGAAGUCCAUUUGAUUUUCGAGGUUAUGCACAGUACGUAUCUGAAGAAACUCAAAACGGAAGUGAUGACGAGAUCGGUCCCGUGAAUUCCAUGGAUAUAAGCGGCGAACCGGAAGGGGAAGAAAAGUUGCCAGUGGAAUUGGAAAAUGUAGAAAAAAUGCUUGAUGUACCAACAUUGGAAGAACCUGACAUCAAACAUAUUGUAUGCAUGCUGACAACCGCUCUAGGCAGUGAUCCAAACAGCAUUUGCUCACUUUUAAAAGAUAAGGACUUUUUCCGUAGACAUGAUGUGUUGAGUCUACUUACUGAAAAAUUGACGUCAGAAUGUUGUGAUUCAGAAGAAUGGCUCGAAAAUAUAGUAAAACUUGUACUUUUAAUUACAAAACAAAAAGAUAUCAAAACAAAGUACACAAAAACCAUACUAGGACUGCUCUCUCAAAUAAAAUGUAUCAGUGAUGACACUAUGGUCAAGGACCAGAUACGAGAAGUUAUUAAUACACUGAACGUUAGAGAAAAACUAGAAAAGCUCAAAGAAGAUGGUGAUACCCCGCUUAUUCUUUCUAAAGAAAUAAAAGACGAGCUGCAAAAAUUAGUUAAUUGGCCAAUUUUACCAUCAGCACAGAUGAUUCGCCAGAAUGAAUCACUCCCGAUAUUACCCCGCGACUUAAAAUUGCCUUACAAAAGUCCCGCCCAUUAUCUGAUAGACCAGUUCAGCCUGUUUUUAGAAGAUUUUAUCGGUCCCCUGCGCCGGGGGAUCCGGAAUUAUAUGGAAUAUGUCAACUCGAAAGAAAAACAGGGAAGGUUCAAAGACGAUAACGUACGCGUCUACAAAAGAAUACGUCUCCUUGAUAACAAAUGUGUUCCCGGAGCAGGUGUUGGUCUAGAGGUGCAGUUUGACAAGGAGAUGUAUAAGAAGAUUCGUUGGGAGAGUUGCAAUUUCUUGCAAUACGGCAAUGUCGUUUGUUUAACCUAUGAUGAUUGUUCACAUUUAGUGUACGCAUUAAUUGCAAAUCGUGAUCUAAAACAACUAACAGAAGGCAGAGUGUUGCUGAAAAUUUUAAACGAGGACGCGAUUGACGAUCUACGAAAUGUCCAAGAAUGUCGUCUCGUUAUGAUAGAAAGUAAAUCCUUCUAUAUGGUUUACGAUCACACAUUGAAGUCUCUGAAGACUCUUGCAUCUGCAAUGCUAGAGAAAAAUGAAAACAUACCGUUUGCAAAGUAUUUGGUUUAUUUAAAACAGGACGUUUUGGAACCUCUUUACACACGCAAAAAAAAUUUUGACGUGAGACUAGCAGACUUUGGAUGUCUAUUGCAAAAUGGAGAGCAAAUAUCAAAAACGAUGUAUAAGAAGGUUCCUAUUCUUAAUGUUGAUAAAUGGCCAACAGCAGAGGUAUUAGGAUUCAACAAAGAUCAAUAUGAGGCGCUCAAAAAAUGUCUGACAAAGAGAAUUGGUAUACUUCAAGGGCCGCCUGGGACGGGGAAAACCUGGAUGGGAUUGCGAAUAAUGGAAUUCUUACUUUGCAACAAAAGGAAAUUUGAAAAAAGCGACAGUCGACCUAUAUUGCUUCUCAGUCACACUAAUCAUGCACUUGAUCAGUUUUUUGAGAAAUUACUUAAUUCAGAGAACCUCCGUUUUCUGUUUAUAAGGAAGGAGCGGCCAUUUGUAAGAGUAGGCGGUAGAUGUGUAAACGAACGAGUUCAAAAGUUUAUGCUGAAAGAACACAGAAAACAAGAGCGAUACUGGAGUAAAAACAGACGGCAUGUACAAAAUUCUACUAAAUGUGUCAAGUACAUUGAUACGUUUCUUUCCUAUUUACAGAAAAGUAUAGUAUCAACGAAGUGUUUGGAGACUGAAAACAUAAUAUCCCCUCAACAUGUUUGGUCACUAGAAAGAAAUUUUAGAUUUCAUGAGAAGUCUGUUCCAUGUAAAGAAGCUAUUAUUAUUGCUUGGCUACGCAUACCUGAUGCAGCGAUGUACUCCCGUUUCCACGUGAGCAAUGCGCAAAGUGAAACUGGAACAGAAAUAGAUGACUUAUUUUUGCAAGAAAAUCAAAAAAGGAUUCUUGGUGAUGAUGAUGAUGAUUUUGAGAAAGAAAUAUUACACGCCAUUCGUCCUUCUUUUGUCUUUGCAGAUGAACAUCUUAUUCCAAACAAUGUGAAAACAAAUGGAAUAAUAUUUUACACUGACACUUUCUACAAGAUCUUCCGAAAUGUUUGCAUUUAUCAGGAUUUUUGGAACCAAGUGCCUUAUGAACAACGCAGAAAAAUGUUGUCAUAUGUUCAACAAAAUCUACGCCACCAGGAUACUAUGCCAAUUCAUAAUGUAAACCGCAUUCGUAACGUAUGGAGGCUAAGUCUUAGCGAACGCUGGAAACUUUAUAGGUUUUGGAUUCACGGUUUAACAAUAAAAUUUCAAAAUCAAAGGGCGAAUUUAAUUUCUCAUUUUAGCAGGAAAAGUCAAGAUGAUCACCAGGAACGCUUUAGACGUGAUCUUUCUAUUCUGACCUCCUGCCAAAUGAUAGGAAUGACCACGACUGGCGCAGCGUCAAAUAUGGAACUUCUGAGAGAGAUUCGACCACGGAUUGUUGUAGUGGAAGAAGCGGCUCAAGUUCACGAGCAGCACAUUCUCGGCUGCUUAACGAAAGAUCUACAGCAUUUGAUUCUGAUCGGUGACCACCAACAACUUCGUCCAACAAUGAACAACUAUGAUCUUAGAUGUCAAUAUAAAACAGAUGUUUCUCUGAUGGAACGACUCGUCAUGAAUGGAUUUCCUUUCCAAUGCUUGACAGAACAACAUCGGAUGAGGCCAGAAAUAUCUUGCAUGUUGACCCCUACAAUUUAUCCAUCUCUUCAAGACCAUUCGACUGUUCUAGAAUACCAGAAUGUUAAAGGGAUGAAACAUAACAUAUUUUUCUUUGAUCAUCAAAAUCCAGAAAGCCAAUCAAACUAUUCUACAAGUUACACAAAUGACUUUGAAGUUGAAAUGAUAGCCAACUUGUACAAAUAUCUUAUUUUGCAGGGUUAUUCAAACUCCGAUAUAACAAUUUUAUCAGCCUAUAAUGAUCAAGUAAGAAAGAUAAGAACAAGAGUCUCUGAAAUUUCACAACAAUUAGUGCUAGGAAGGAAGAUCACAGACCAAAGAGUGCAUAUCACUGCUGUUGAUAACUUCCAAGGAGAGGAGAAUAAAAUAAUUUUGUUAUCGCUUGUUCGUAGCAAUGAGGAUUGCAAAUUAGGUCAUCUAGGAGACCCACAAAGAAUCUGUGUUUCGCUUUCAAGAGCUAAGGAAGGAUUUUAUGCUUUUGGAAACUUUCAAAUGUUGUAUAAACGCAGUAAUGAUCUGUGGAUGAAAAUAAUCUCAAAGGCAACAGAAAAAGAUGUGCUCGGGAAAAGCUUAUCAUUAGUUUGUAACAAUCACCCCCAAAAGAUCACCAGCAUUUCAUCUCCAGAUGAUUUUGAGAAUGUGAAAGACGGCGGGUGUGAUGAACCUUGCGCUACUCUUCUUCAAUGUGGACAUGUGUGUGAAAGAAAGUGUCAUGCAGAUGACUCAAUCCAUGACCUCCCAUGUCAAAAGGCGUGUUUAAGAAAAUGGUGUGACCAUGGGCAUCUGUGCCAGAGAAAAUGCUUUAAAGAAUGCGGGCCAUGCAUGGAAAAAGUAAAAAAGAAGUAUUCUACUUGCGAACAUGAAGUACGUGUUCCUUGCUCAGAGGAUCUAAGCGAUCAUCCUUGUCCGGCAAAAUGCACGAGACAGCGUGAUUGUGGUCAUCCCUGUACAUUGAGAUGCAGUCAAAUCUGUAAUCAACAUCCAUGUCAAGAUUUGGUGCAAGUUACACACCCAGCCUGCGGUCAUGAAUCAUUGAUAAAAUGUUCUGCAAAGGAGAGUUUUCUCUGUCAGAAGGAAUGUAGGGAAACGCUUCCUUGUGAUCAUUUAUGUAAGGGUACCUGCCACAGUUGUUCAAAUGGAAGAUUACAUAUACCUUGUAAACAAGUAUGCUCGCGAGAUCUUAUAUGUGGGCAUAAUUGUAAUACAGGUCAUCUUUGUUCGAGUAUGUGUCCACCUUGUUACAAAAAAUGCGAAAGAUUAUGUAAACAUAGGGAAGGAUGUCCUCGUUUGUGUGGUAAAAUCUGUGAACCUUGCAUGGAGCCAUGCAAUUGGAAUUGCGAUAGGAAAUGUAAAAACUCAUUCAUAUGUUCUAAACAGUGCUUUGAAGACUGUGAAAGGCCUCCCUGCAACAACCGUUGCAAAAGGACUUUAAAAGAUUGCAAUUUUCGACACAGGUGCGCCGGAGUGUGUGGUGAGAUAUGCCCAAGCUUCUGCAAAAGAUGCAACAAGGAUCAACUACAAAAAAUGUUUCCUGAAGCGAAAAGAAACGAUGAAACCCUUUUCAUCGAGCUCGUAGACUGUGGACACAUAUUUGAGCUGGAAACCAUGGAUAAACAUAUGCAGUCUGAGUAUACUGAUGAGCCUAAUAACGAUAGACAAGUUGUUUUGAAAAUGUGUCCGAAAUGUUUCACUCCUAUUAAGAGAAGCAAUAGGUACAGAAAUGUCAACAAACAAAUAUUUCGUGACAUUGAAGAAGUAAAACGAGAAAUUGAAGAAGAAAAAGCCAAUUUGUUCUACAAUAGCUUUUGGAUCAAUCAAUCAAUUCAAGAGAGGAAAAGACUUAUUCCGAGCCAUCUUAGAAAAUGCAUUGAGAAACGGAUGCCCCAAAACUGUGAAAAUAUUUUUGUCAGAAAAUUACUCAGGUAUCUUAUAUUGAAAAUAAGACCAAGAGUCAAAGAGCUUAAAAGAGCGCAUAGAGAACUUCUUCCUGAAAUGAAGGGAACAUAUCUAAGUAUGGUAAAGUGGAUUGGUAAACACACUGACAUAGUUUUUACAGAUCAUGAACUUAAGCAAUUCGCAAAUGAGGUGGAGAGAUACUUGUUAUAUUUAGAUUUGGUUAUAAUGAAAUGUGAAUUGGAAAAAAAUAAUGACAUGACUAACAUUACUGAGAGUGACAAGGAACUUCUUGAGUUCCAUAUAACCAGACUGAGAUGCCCAGCUAGGAGUACCUUUGAACCUGAAGACGUUAUAAAGGCUACGGCUGCGUUCGAUGAACUUAGGAGAAAAGAGCCGACUUCCUGUUCCUGGAUUUCUGACGAUAAACGAAGAAUCAGUUUAAAAAAUGUGGCGUGCACAAAGCAAGGCCAGUGGUACAAAUGUACUAAUGGUCAUUUCUACAGCAUUGGUUUUUUCGUCGAUACCGGUGACGAAUCGCAGCAGUGUCCAGAAUGUAGGUCAUCGAUAAAGAACUCUAAUAGAAGUAGUGACGACGAGGACAAUGACGGUGAAGAGGACUGUGAACCACGAAGUUUUCACCCUUCGACCCCGCCCCAAGACAAGGGGAAUGUUUCUUAAACCACAGCGAUGAUUGUCUAAUUUCAGAUCAACGACAAAAAUCGUUGAAGAUUUAAUUUUAUUUAACUAAAAUCCAUCCAUAAUACGAUUUUGGUCUUUACUUUUCGAUGACAUACUCAUGUGAUUAUAAUUGUAUGAAUUAAG
This is a messenger RNA of Saccostrea cuccullata (small rock oyster), 5797 nucleotides long. Its product is annotated as NFX1-type zinc finger-containing protein 1-like. Gene Ontology annotation, cellular component: nuclear RNA-directed RNA polymerase complex. The record is from RefSeq and is a predicted model, not a curated record. Gene Ontology annotation, biological process: regulatory ncRNA-mediated heterochromatin formation. Gene Ontology annotation, molecular function: helicase activity. Bases 194 to 5653 code for a protein of 1819 amino acids. The transcript is spliced from 2 exons. NCBI's taxonomy places the organism in Eukaryota, Metazoa, Mollusca, Bivalvia, Ostreida, Ostreidae.